Molecule: messenger RNA, 1761 nt
Organism: Xenia sp. Carnegie-2017
Lineage: Eukaryota; Metazoa; Cnidaria; Anthozoa; Malacalcyonacea; Xeniidae
Exons: 2
Coding region: 101-1078 (325 amino acids)
Source: RefSeq, a predicted model, not a curated record
GGCUUUGCAUGAACACGUGACUUACUGCGUUUGAUUAGCAACCGUAACUAUGCCGCCAUGAUAGGGGGCAUGUAAAAAACAAACAAAAUACGUUCGAGCCAUGGGAAAGUUUUGCUGUGUUGUAGGCUGUGGAAAACGCUCUGAAAGGGACAAAAAUAUCAGAUUUUUUAAUUUACCAAAGGUUAUUACACAUCAGGGUGAAAAAACCAGACAGAUUUCUCUUCAACGGCGUGGAAAAUGGCUUUCAAACAUUCGGCGGGACGCUGUGUUUAAUGGCCAAAUAAAAAAUGUAACUGUUUGCUCGCUUCAUUUCCAUCAAGGGAAACCAGCUACAGUAUAUGAGACGACUCAUCCUGACUGGGCUCCAACAAUCGCCAUGGGUCACUUAUCUGGUUCAGUAAGUCAGCCAUCAAAAACCUCCUCGCUUACAAGGCACCAUCGAACUAGUCAAAGAGCCCUAAAAAGGCGUCUUCAAUUUGAGCUAACUGGAGAGAACAAAGAAAAGCAAGCUAUAAGCACUCAACAAGUGGAAGCAACCUCGGAAGAAAUGGUGGAUAAUGGUCCUCACUUUCGUCAUCUAACUGAUCCAAGAUAUCAUCUAGAAUGUAAUUCUGGCAUAAAUAAUGAUAUGGGGGAAGGUUUAGAAGCUGAUAACCUAGAUACAGAAUCACAAGAAACACAGACCGAGUAUAUGAGCACACGAAGUAUCGAAGUGCAAACCGAUUUGCUAUCAAUCGAUAUCGAUUUGCUUCAAGAAAAAACCACACGAAACUCUACUAAUGAUCCUUUGGCGCCCGAAAAUCUAACUGAUGAUGAAAAGCUUAGAUUCUACACUGGUCUACCAAAUAUGGCUGUAUUUAUGGGAAUUCUUGAGCUAAUAAGUCCAGGUCUUGUAAUGCGAAAUUCCUUGACAAGAUUUCAACAAAUGUUAUUGACUCUAAUGCGAUUACGGUUAAACUUACCUGUUCAAGAUCUUGGCUACAGAUUUGGCAUUCAUGCAUCCACUGUAUCAAGAGUGUUUCAAAGCUGCAUAGAUGUUAUGUUUUCAAGAAUGAAAUUUGAUUCAUUGGCCAGAUAGAGAACAAUUAAGACUGACACUUCCAAUGUGUUUUAGAGAAAGGUUUUCUUGUGCUGUCAUAAUCGAUUGCUUCGAAGUAUUUAUCGACCGCCCUUCCGAUUUUUUAGCUAGAGCCCAUACUUGGUCGUCUUAUAAACAUCAUAACACUGCAAAGUUUCUGAUAGGGAUUACACCACAAGGUACAGUAUCGUUUAUAUCAAAAGCAUGGGGUGGUAGGGCGUCAGACAAAUUUAUUACUGAACACUCAGGCAUAUUAAACAAGCUGGUUCCUGGUGACUUAGUUCUAGCAGACAGAGGAUUUAACAUUGCAGACAGUGCCGGAUUAUACUGUGCAAGUAUUAAGAUUCCAGCUUUUACUAAAGGCAAGGCUCAACUGUCACCUGUAGAGAUAGAAACAACAAGAUCCAUAGCUAAUGUUCGCAUACAUGUGGAGCGAGUUAUUGGCAGUGUUCGUCAGAAAUACACAAUUCUUGGUCAUGGAAUAGCUCCAAUCGACUAUUUGCGAGCAGAUGAUGGUGAACAUUGCUUACUUGACAAGAUAGCUACAGUAUGUUGUGCUUUAGUUAAUUGUUGUCCAUCAGUAGUUUCUUUAGAGUAGUGCGACAACAUUAAACAUGAACAAUUUAUUCUAAAAUAUGUUGAAACAGAUAAAUAAUAAAUAUUGCAAACAUCAUAACUUAGCA